This is a messenger RNA of Rhododendron vialii, 1132 nucleotides long. Its product is annotated as GTP-binding protein SAR1B. Gene Ontology annotation, molecular function: GTPase activity; GTP binding. The transcript has 3 exons. NCBI's taxonomy places the organism in Eukaryota, Viridiplantae, Streptophyta, Magnoliopsida, Ericales, Ericaceae. Gene Ontology annotation, cellular component: endoplasmic reticulum exit site; COPII vesicle coat. The record is from RefSeq and is a predicted model, not a curated record. Gene Ontology annotation, biological process: endoplasmic reticulum to Golgi vesicle-mediated transport; vesicle organization; intracellular protein transport. Bases 305 to 886 code for a protein of 193 amino acids.
GUCGCAUUAUUACGUCACAAUUUACCAAAGAAUCCCCCCACAGGGGGAGUGUUUAAUCGAACACCACACAUCACCCUCACUCUAGGGUUUCUUUCAAUACACAUACAUCCACAUGGGAGAGCCAUAACGCUUCUCUCUCUCUCUCUCUCUCUAAAACCACGAGCGUCCCGAUGCGUUGUCGUUGAACAACCCGAGAGAGAUUGCGAACCCCGCGUGUUCGUAGAUCCAAUCGAAAUCUCGGAUCUAUCGAUCUGGAUUCAAUUUGAUUUGAACGCACUUCAUCGAGGUCGUUGUUGUUCGGAUCAUGUUUUUGUUCGAUUGGUUCUAUGGAAUCCUCGCGUCGCUCGGCCUCUGGCAGAAGGAGGCCAAGAUCCUCUUCCUGGGCCUCGAUAAUGCCGGCAAAACGACGUUGCUUCACAUGUUGAAAGAUGAGAGAUUGGUUCAGCACCAGCCGACGCAGUAUCCUACAUCAGAGGAGCUGAGUAUUGGGAAAAUCAAGUUUAAGGCUUUUGAUUUGGGUGGUCAUCAGAUUGCGCGCAGGGUUUGGAAAGAUUACUAUGCCAAGGUGGAUGCUGUCGUGUACUUGGUGGAUGCUUAUGACAAGGAGAGAUUUGCAGAGUCCAAAAAGGAGCUAGAUGCUCUCCUUUCUGAUGAGUCCUUGGCUACUGUUCCUUUUCUAAUUUUGGGCAACAAGAUUGAUAUCCCCUACGCCGCUUCAGAAGAUGAAUUGCGUUACCACAUGGGUCUGACAGGCGUCACCACUGGAAAGGGGAAGGUAAAUUUGGCGGACUCAGGUGUCCGUCCACUUGAGGUAUUCAUGUGCAGCAUUGUCCGCAAAAUGGGAUACGGAGAUGGGUUCAAAUGGGUUUCUCAGUACAUCAAGUAGUAAGAAGCAGGACGAUAUUUGAAUACGUGUUUUACAUGUUUUAUGAUGUGCUGGAGUUGAGUUGGACCUGUUGUCUGUUUGAAAUCAGUGUUGGAUAGAUAUAUUUCAUUGUUGCUGUUUUUUUGGUGAAAUGACAAACUUGAUGUCCCCGUACUGUGUGGUGUUGGUGCCAAAUGGUUUAUGAUUUGUGACCAGAAAUUGAUUAAAGAGGAAGAUCAUUGCAGGGGAAUUAAAAUGAUUGAUGAA